CCACGGUCCAGCCGCUGCACGGGCCGGGCCAUGUCCCCGAGUUCUGAGUCACCGCCGGAAGCCUGGCCAGGACUCAAAGCGGACGUGAAACAUCCACGGAGCUGGAAGAGCCGCCGCCGCCGCCGCAGGAAUAUCCCAGACCUCCUCCGAUGGAUGCUCUCUGCGAAGCAAAUGGCACUUUUGCCAUCAACUUAUUAAAAAUGUUGGGUGAAGAGGACCACUUACGAAACGUGUUCUUCUCUCCGCUGAGCCUCUCCUCCGUCCUGACCAUGGUCUUAAUGGGGGCCAAGGGGAACACGGCGGCCCAGAUGUCCCAGGCACUUUGUCUGAAUGAAGGUGGAGAUGUCCACCGAGGUUUCCAGUCACUCCUCAGGGAAGUCAGCAUGUCUGGCCCACAGUGCCUGCUCAGAACUGCCAACAGACUCUUUGGGGAAAAGACAUGUGAUUUCCUGCCAGCUUUUAAAGAAUCCUGCCAGAAGUUCUAUCAGGCUGACCUGGAGGAGCUGUCCUUUGCUGAAGACACUGAAGAAAGCAGGAAACACAUAAACGACUGGGUGAUGGAGAAGACGGAAGGUAAGAUAUCAGAGAUACUGGGGGCUGGGACAGUCGGUCCUCUGACUAAGCUGGUCCUGGUGAAUGCCAUCUAUUUCAAAGGCAAGUGGAAUGAGCAGUUUGACAGAAAGCACACCAGGGGAAUGCUCUUUAAGACUAAUCAGGAGAAGAAGACAGUACAGAUGAUGUUCAAGCAAGCCAAGUUUAAAAUGGGGCACGUGGAGGAGGUGCCUGCCCAGGUCCUGGAGCUGCCCUACGUGGGGGCCGAGCUGAGCAUGCUCAUCCUUCUGCCUGAUGAGGACAUGGAUCUUGCUGUUGUGGAAAAAGCACUUACAUAUGAGAAGUUCAGAACCUGGACGAGUCCAGAAAAGCUGACUGAGGAGAAAGUUCAAGUUUUUCUUCCCAGAUUAAAGCUGGAGGCAAGUUAUGACUUGGAGGCUUUUCUUCGAAGUUUAGGAAUGACUGAUGCUUUUGAGGAAGCCAAGGCAGACUUUUCCGGAAUGUCAGCUAAGAAGAAUGUGCCCAUGUCCAAGGUUGCACACAAGUGCUUCGUGGAGGUCAAUGAGGAGGGCACAGAGGCAGCCGGAGCCACUGCCGUGGUCAGGAACUCCCGGUGCUGCAGAAUGGAGCCACGAUUUUGUGCAGACCACCCUUUCCUCUUCUUCAUCAGGCACCGGGGAACCAACAGCAUUUUGUUCUGUGGCAGGGUCUCUUCUCCCUAAGAGGCGCGGUCGCUGUACUUCUCUCUUCUCACUUCUACACACUCCGCCUUACUCCAAAUUCUGGUGGCCAAAUUGAUGCAGUGGUUUGACUGCUGAAAUAAAGUGCAAUUGUGCUUAA
This is a messenger RNA of Dama dama (fallow deer), 1392 nucleotides long. RefSeq names its product serpin family B member 8 (gene SERPINB8). The transcript is spliced from 7 exons. Gene Ontology annotation, biological process: negative regulation of endopeptidase activity. Gene Ontology annotation, molecular function: serine-type endopeptidase inhibitor activity. Gene Ontology annotation, cellular component: cytoplasm. Lineage: Eukaryota; Metazoa; Chordata; Mammalia; Artiodactyla; Cervidae. The record is from RefSeq and is a predicted model, not a curated record. The coding region runs from base 150 to 1274 and encodes 374 amino acids.